CGCAUGCCCGCGGCCCCGCCUCCCCCGGGCAGGCUGCGCGCAGCGGAGCAGCGGCUGUGCUAUGGCGGCCGCCCCACAGUCCCGGCCCGGCGGGGCCGCCGCUGCCCCCCCUCCGCCACCGCCACCGCCGGAGCAGGAGCGCAAGCUGGAACAGGAGAAGCUGUCGGGGGUGGUGAAGAGCGUCCACCGGCGGCUGCGCAAGAAGUACCGGGAAGUGGGAGACUUUGAUAAGAUCUGGCGUGAGCACUGUGAGGAUGAGGAAACUCUGUGUGAAUAUGCUGUGGCAAUGAAAAACCUUGCAGAUAAUCACUGGGCAAAAACUUGUGAAGGAGAAGGCCGAAUUGAAUGGUGUUGCAGUGUAUGCCGAGAAUAUUUUCAGAAUGGUGGGAAAAGAAAAGCACUUGAAAAAGAUGAAAAAAGAGCACUUCUUGCUUCCAAGACCACUCCAGCUUUAAAUAUUCCCCAGGCUCCCAAGAUUGAAGGUCCCUUACCAAACUUUGGCUUGACAAAUCAUGAAACUAUAACAGAAGAAUUGCUCCAUUCCUUGGGGAAGAUCAGAUUACUUGAUGUUGGUAGCUGCUUUAAUCCAUUCCUGAAGUUCGAAGAAUUUCUGACAGUUGGCAUAGAUAUCGUUCCAGCUGUUGAGAGUGUAUACAAAUGUGACUUCUUAAAUCUUCAAAUUCAGCAACCUCUCCAGCUGGCACAAGAUGCUAUAGAUGCCUUUCUUAAGCAACUGAAAAAUCCCAUUGAUUCUCUGCCUGGAGAACUCUUCCACGUUGUAGUUUUCUCGCUUCUACUUUCUUACUUUCCAUCACCCUAUCAACGAUGGAUAUGCUGCAAGAAGGCACAUGAACUUCUCGUAUUAAAUGGCUUGUUGCUUGUAAUAACUCCUGAUUCAUCUCAUCAGAAUCGCCGGGCUAUGAUGAUGAAAAGCUGGAAAAUUGCCAUAGAGUCCUUGGGUUUUAAACGUUUCAAGUAUUCCAAGUUUUCUCACAUGCAUCUGAUGGCAUUUAGGAAAACGUCCCUGCAAACAACAAGUGACUUAGUUAGCAGGAACUACCCAGGAAUGUUGUAUAUCCCACAGGAUUUCAACAGCGUAGAGGAUGAGGAAUAUUCCAACACUUCCUGCUACGUUCGAUCAGAUACAGAAGAUGAACAGCUAGCUUAUGGUUUUAUGGAGCUACCUGAUGCUCCUUAUGACUCAGACUCUGGAGAAAGCCAGUCUAGUUCAAUUCCUUUCUAUGAGCUAGAAGAUCCUAUAUUGCUUCUCAGUUAAUGUAGUUGUUGCAAUGCCCUUUCAGUCAAACCUCUUGCUUAACUAAAUUUGCUAUACUAACAUGGGCUCAACACGCCAAAAUGGUUUGCAUAAAGAAAAUGCGAAGGUUUACAGAGUUUGCUAUUUUUUUCUACUUUUGAAUUUUAAAAUUUAUUCUUGUAUGAAAGUGAAAAAACCACAAGUUUUAUGCCAAUGACUCAUGUCAUAGCAUAAAUUGCUGUUAUACUUUCUUUAGAUUUGUAUCACUAAUUUUUUUUUUUCCAGGAAGGUACAAUUCUUUUCUUUAGUGCUGUGAAGUGUGAAUUCUAUUUAAUUUGCUCAAUGUUGUUUCAAUAUUUUAACUCAAUGUGGUUGAGCUUAAGGCACUGGAGUUGGUGGGCUUCUGAGAAGUAUAUGUAGGAAGAAAUAAUUUGCACUUUAAUGUGCAGAUAGGUUAAGACACUUGGUUACACACGUCCCUUCUUAAUUAUGGAACAAAACUUUCUUCCAAAAUUUGUUUCACUCUGGUUAAGCCUGGGCUGGAGAAACUAAUGCUUGCACAUUUUGAUUUUGUUUAUUGUAGCCCUCUUGAGAUAACACCAAAUCAAGAUAACACCACAACACUGGAAUAUAUUCAUCCAUAGUUAAUACAAACUGUGUAAUUUCGUUGCAUAAAUACUAGUUAGACAUGAGAUUUCUGAGGAGGUUAUCUCCCCCAGAGGAGUAUGGUACGUCUAGACAAUUAUGUUUCACUUCAAAGCUGGAACAUGAUUUUGCAGUUUUAGAAGUGUACAAGCACAAACAUGUAUCAGUAUUUCCCAAAUGAUGGGAUUCUGUAUUCUCUUCAAACUGUGUUUUUUGGGGGACAGGGUGGGUUUUGUCAUGUUUUAAAGUAAAUUAUUUAUGCAUUUUAAAAACAAACCAUUUUUUCUUUAGUUGUCCUUAUUUGUAGACCUCCCAAGUUAUACAGUAACUACAGGGCCAUUGUGUAAAAAAGGAAAUAAUUAUACAAGUUUUUCAAGGAUACAGAUAUUUGCACAAAGCCACGUAUUCAGACCACACAAGCAAAGGUAACAUAUGCUAUUUGUUUGCUUACUUGGACCCAAUAAUCUUCUAUUUAGUUACAUAAAAACUCCAUAGCUGUCUGAAGACUGGUCUGCACUGUAAGAAGAUGGAACAGAAGUGUUUCAAACCUAUUAAGGUUUUUUUUUUAAUUAAAAAUCUGUGAGGUUUUGCAGGAAAAACCAAUUCUGUUCAGUGGUAAAAGCAGAGGAUUCAGUGUUAGUUUAGCUUAGAUUUCCCUCCAUCUGAAAUCAAUGUCCAGGAUUUUCAGAUUUGAAUGCUAGGCUGUUAAAUCUAUAUGUAAGUGCCUAAUAAAUGAUUGGAACUAGGUGCCACAUAUGGUUUUAAGACUGACUUCAAAAUGGUCAAAAAUACUAAUAUAUAGUUUCACAGGUGGUUGUAAUGAAAUAUACCUUACACUAUAGUAACCUUCCAUGUUUUAUUUACAAUACAAAAGUUACCAGAUAAACUGAAGUUGUAGUGUGGGUUUUACAGUGUUUGUUACAAAACCGAAACUCACUCCCUCGUUUUGAAAUUUUGCACUGAUCUAUCUAUUUUUCUUUUAUACUGUUUCCUGCAAAGAGUCAUCCUGCAUUGGUUUGGCUAACACUCAAACAUGUCAAACAUGAAUUGGACUCCCAGUUGUUUUUUUUUUUCUUAAAUGUUAGCCUUUUAUGUGUCAAUUCUUAAAUUUAAAGCAUCCCCUAAUACUGAUUCAAAUUUGUUACUCAAUUUGAAUGAUUAAUUAUAUACAAACCAAGCAAUUAUAUUCCUACCUGUUUAAAAAAAUCGAAAAAUUAACUUUAGACAUACAAGUACCAUGGUUGACUUUUUUACAGAGAAUACUUCUCUAUGAAAUACGCAAAGCCUUCAAAGGUGGCUUUGCCAGCAUUUGCACUUCACUUGCACUAAAAUGUUUGUCAUUCAAAGCCUUUUUUCUUCCCAAUUAACCACUGACUCCAGCAGUGCUAAAGUAAAGCUAAAAUGUUGGUGCUAUAAACUCAGUUGUUUAUGGAAACUUAAUCUGUGCAUACUCCUUUUAAAAAAUAGUUGUAUACCAGCUAACAUUUAUGUUGGCAUUGGUUAAUGUAAAUUGGUUUGUGAUUCAUUAAGAAAAAAAAGGAAUUCAGGCCAAGAGAUAUCCCCCCAAAAAAAUAGUUUAAGAUAUUAACAUUUAAAAUUUAAGCCUUUUUGGCAUGUUGGUGACAACAUUAUAUGUGUGGUUUAGGGACCUGAGGUUCAUAAUAGCGUUGUUUUCUUGCUGCUCAUUCUAAAUACCUGAAGUGUUCUUUUUUUUUUUUUUUUUUAACAAGGGACAUAGAUUGUGGCGGAGGAGGAAAGUGAGAUUUACAUAAAUUACUUAUACCUCCAUUAACAAUAAAUUGCUGAUAUCAGGAGUUGUUGGAUAUUUGGCUUUGGUGCAAGAAGAAUGUUUCCAUGUUACGGAAUAUUUGAAAAGUAUGACUGUGCAAGAGAUCUCUCGUUCUUAAGGUGCUGGAGAGGAAAAGGAAAAAAAAGUGUAUUCGCAUUUCUGUUGUCUUUAUGUCACUACUUUUUGUGAACAAAGCACAUUUAUUAAAAAAAAGAAAAAAA
This is a messenger RNA of Cuculus canorus (common cuckoo), 3910 nucleotides long. RefSeq names its product base methyltransferase of 25S rRNA 2 homolog (gene BMT2). Lineage: Eukaryota; Metazoa; Chordata; Aves; Cuculiformes; Cuculidae. The transcript has 5 exons. The record is from RefSeq and is a predicted model, not a curated record. The coding region runs from base 62 to 1276 and encodes 404 amino acids. Gene Ontology annotation, biological process: negative regulation of TORC1 signaling.